AUGCCAGAAGCCCGGGUUCCUGAAUCGGAAUCCCAGUUGGGCCUGGGCGACCCAGAGUCACCAAGCGGGGAAGGGGGGCGACUCAGCGAAGGCACAAGGCAGCCGCCCGCCGCCCAGACGGCCCGCUGCCCAGACGGCCCCCCAGAAAGAUCAAACCCUGUGCCCCGCAAGCGCCGGGCCGGCCCCCAGGUCCCGCCGCCCCCGCUCCGGCCCCGGCAUCACUCACAGAGCCCGAGCGCCGCCGCCAGCACCGACCACAGACAGCGCCGGCGGUCUGGGGAUGCAAUCAGUGCUCCGGCCCCGGCGGGCGCUGCCAUCGUCCUCCCGCCGCAGCCGCCGCCGCCCUGGGCCCGGGUCCCCACUGCAGUUAGCUAG
This is a messenger RNA of Odocoileus virginianus texanus, 375 nucleotides long. Lineage: Eukaryota; Metazoa; Chordata; Mammalia; Artiodactyla; Cervidae. The record is from RefSeq and is a predicted model, not a curated record.